Anguilla anguilla (European eel) is the source of this 2678-nucleotide messenger RNA. RefSeq names its product carbonic anhydrase 6-like. The record is from RefSeq and is a predicted model, not a curated record. The transcript has 10 exons. The coding region runs from base 606 to 2105 and encodes 499 amino acids. Gene Ontology annotation, molecular function: zinc ion binding; carbonate dehydratase activity. NCBI's taxonomy places the organism in Eukaryota, Metazoa, Chordata, Actinopteri, Anguilliformes, Anguillidae.
CAUCCAUACUUAAUGGAUUGCUGGGAUCAGUUUUUCCAUUCCAUUGCAGAGAGCAGUGGGAAAACGUUCACAUGCGGAAACAUGCCUCAAGCCACAGCACAGCAGAGGUACAAAUUGACAACUGGCAGUGCCACGUGACCCCUUAUCUGCACUGCGCAGAAUCGUGUGUUUCUGGCAACGGGCAGAAAGGAUGCUCUGUGUCGGAUUCAACAGUUCUACUGGGAAACUGCGAACCCGUCAUGACAGGAGUUGCAUAAGUAAAAAAACAUAAAUUCACAGGAACUGCGACUGCACACCUUUCCCUACUUAAAGCACAAUGACUAGCCACUGAGCAAUACAUUUAUUUUACCCAUUUCCCUUGGAUUUACUAAUGCACCAUGCAAGUUAUGUUAUUAUUAUUAUUUUUUAAUCUUAGGGAGAUCGUGUGUACUUGCUAACAGAAAACCGUCCUUUAAAAAAAUCCCCAUUCACGACCUUUCACGGUUGAAUGUCAAGCGAAUCGCAUGCCAUCUUGUAGCAGGCGAACAUUCGGUACUGACUGUUCAUCCAACUUGUCGUCUACCAUGGAACAUCUACAACGUAUAUAACAGGGAGAUCUGGACCAGAUGCACUGGUCGGAUGAAUACCCCGAGUGCGGCGGACAGAACCAAUCCCCCAUUGACAUCCAGCGUAGGAGCGUGCGGCACGACCCGCAGAUGUUGCACUUGGAACUUUUGGGCUACGAAGCGCAGAAAGGCAACUUCAGGAUGACCAACAACGGACAUUCAGUGCAAAUCACUCUGCCCCCCACCAUGGUCAUCGCUGGGGGGCUCCCGGACCGCUACACGGCCGUCCAGAUGCACCUGCACUGGGGGGGGUGGGACCUGGAGGCCAGCGGGGCGGAGCACACCAUAGACGGCAUCCGCUACAUGGCCGAGCUGCAUGUUGUCCAUUACAAUUCUGACAAGUACGCCAGCUUUGCUGAGGCCAAGGAUAAGCCUGGAGGUUUGGCUGUGCUGGCGUUUUUUUACGAGGACGGGCAUUUUGAGAACACUUACUACAGCGAUUUCAUCGCCAACCUGGCCAAAGUCAAGUACGCAGGGCAGUCCACGAAUCUCCCCAAUCUAAACGUGCGCUCCAUGUUUCCCGAGAAUCUGAACCACUUCUUCAGGUACCAGGGAUCGCUGACUACACCCCCGUGUUAUGAAAGCAUUAUAUGGACCGUGUUUGACACCCCGAUCACGCUCUCCCACAACCAGAUCAGGAAGCUGGAGAGCACGCUGAUGGACAACGAGAACAAGACCCUGUGGAACGACUACCGCAUCGCGCAGCCGCUGAACGACCGCGUGGUGACGUCCUCCUUCCUGCCGCGGCUCGGGAGAGGAACAUUUUGCAGACAGGAAGAAAUCGAGGCCAAGCUGCUGAAGAUUGAGGGGCUGAUCACAAGCCUGGGGAGCCACAUACACUCAGAUGGUGGGGCAGUAGUGACAUCCAAGAAAGGCCCUCGAGUUAUCAUCCCCAUGGUGCUCCACUUCACGGAGAGGAGCGUGGGGAGCUACGUGAAGGUGCACCACGGACACUCCAUGGCCCUCCGCUCGUUUUCCGUCUGCAUGCACGUCCGCACCCACACCAGCGUCGUCCACACCGUCCACACCGUCCUGUCCUACUCCACCGCCGGCCACGACAACGAGCUCGUCGUCGCCGUGGGCUACGAGGUGGGCCUGUGGAUCGGCAACGAGUUCGUCAACUUCCCCCACAACCUGCAGUCCCGCGGCUGGAGCAGCUACUGCCUGACCUGGGCGUCCCACUCCGGGGGGGCGGAGCUCUGGAUCAACGGCAUGGUGGGGGAGGAGCAGUACCUGCGGAGCGGCUACGAGCUGCAGCCCGGCGGGACCCUCGUUUUGGGGAAGGACCAGGACGGCUUCCUGGGCGUGUCUGACGCGGACGCCUUCGUGGGCCAGAUGACGGACGUGAACGUGUGGGACUACGUGCUCAGCGCCUCCGAGAUCCGCGACCAGAUGUCGUGCGAGAGCAGCGCGUUCCGGGGCAACGUGCUCAGCUGGGGGGUGACCCACCUCAGCCUCUAUGGAGGGGUGCAGCUGGAGGCUGAACACCGGUGUCCCUGAGGGACGACCCGUCCCGACCAAUCCGGUCUCAACGCUGGCAGGUCGCUACUGUCAUUAUGCCUGCAAUGCAAUGUAACACAGUGCUUUGCAGCUUGCUAAGAGGUCCGCAGAAAAUAAAGGCUUAAAGGUCAGUUAGAAAUCCAAUGAAUUCAGUAAAAUAUCAAAUGUAUACUCCUAAAACAAACUAUUUGAAGGACAUUAUUUCAUAUGAUUCUGAAAAAACUAAAAUCUCUUAUCAGCCACUGCAUCUGUUACAUGUUACAUGAAGUGACAAUAUGAUUUGCAUACUCACAGGGCAGUUAUAAGAUAAACUAAGGGUUCCAUGGUCUACAGGUUUGUCAUAUUCAUAUCUGUUUAUCAAAUAUUGAACAGCUGGGCACAGGCCAUUAUUUUAUGUUUACAUGUUUAUGCUACACUGCUCAACUUCAUAGACAAACGGAAAAGCAGGGAUGAAGUGUUGACAGUAAGCUUGACAUACUUGCUGUCAACACACAAAGAGCUGUACUAUUGUUCCUUUCAAUGACGUCAAGCCUAGACUACACUUUUUGAAAAUAAAACUUUAUUUCACCUCUG